Molecule: messenger RNA, 2535 nt
Organism: Exophiala bonariae
Lineage: Eukaryota; Fungi; Ascomycota; Eurotiomycetes; Chaetothyriales; Herpotrichiellaceae
Gene: PRP28
Product: mRNA splicing protein prp28
Exons: 1
Coding region: 1-2535 (844 amino acids)
Biological process (GO): mRNA splicing, via spliceosome
Cellular component (GO): catalytic step 2 spliceosome
Molecular function (GO): ATP binding; RNA helicase activity; RNA binding
Source: RefSeq, a predicted model, not a curated record
AUGGUGAACGGCCGCCGUGACAUGAUCAUUCCAGCUCCGCCUGUUGACCCUAUAUCAAGACCACAGUCUCCGCCGCCGCCCUCUUCUACAGUCCAGCCACCACCUCCACCACCAGACAAUAAUUCCGCCCCACCACCUCCACCGACCGCAUCCAAUAUCCCUCCGCCACCCCCAGAAGUUGUACCACCUCCGCCAGCAGGUGACUCAGACCAAGGCGCAGACGAGUUGAGACUACAACCUCCGACGAAAAAGGGAUGGGGCUCCGCCAAAUCUCAGAGGGCUACGCCUCUCAGCGUGGAAGAGCUACUGAGGAAGAAGAGAGAGGCCGACUUGGCUGCUAGUAAACCUAAAUUUCUGUCGAGGGCCGAGCGCGAGCGCAUCGCUUUGGAGAAGCGUGCGAAAGAAGUUGAAGCCGCAACCUCGUCCAAAACCCAGAACGGCUUUUCUCAAAAUGAUUCCCAAAAGGUUUCCACCAGCAUUGAACGACCCAAGUCGACUGCUGCGCCUACCGGACCUAAGGCACUUCGGAACGGAGAGGUACCCACGGGACCAGCAGCUAUGCGCUCUCGAGAUCAUAACCGAGAUGUUGAUCUUAAACCCCCGACAGCCCCUAAGGCGAUUGCUUUUGGCGGUGAUUCAAAGGCCCAGAAGCGGCAGGCAGACGAUGAUCGGAGUGCAAAUAAAGAGACGGAUCUCAUCCGCCAGAGAUACAUGGGUGCUGAGAUGAACGUGUCGACCUUCUCUGCCCUUAAAAAGAGACGGAGGACGACAGAGAAGAAAUUCAAUUUCGAAUGGAAUGCUGAGGAAGACACUACUCCCGAUUAUAAUCCCAUCUACAACAAUCGCGCGGAGACCAACUUCUUCGGCCGAGGUCGUUUGGGUGGUUUCGAUGAACAAGCGGCUGACGCUGCCGCGCAAAAAUAUGCUGCCGCAUUGCAGUCGAGAGAUUCCGAAGGUGGCUCUGCCCGUGCCCAGGAAAUCCUCGAGAUGGAGCGGAGGAGGAAAGAAGACUCCGGUCGUAUGGCUAUCGAUAAGCACUGGAGCGAAAAGAAACUUGAGCAUAUGCGUGAAAGAGACUGGCGUAUCUUCAAAGAAGACUUCAAUAUCGCCACAAAAGGCGGUGCUAUCCCUAAUCCUAUGCGGAACUGGAAAGAAUCCUCAUUACCACGAAAACUCCUGGAAAUCAUUGACGAGGUGGGUUACGUUGACCCUUCUCCUAUUCAGAGAGCUGCCAUUCCUAUCGCCCUUCAGAACAGGGAUCUCAUCGGGGUGGCAGUCACAGGUUCGGGUAAGACGGCUGCCUUUUUGCUACCUCUGCUGGUCUACAUAGCGGAGCUACCAAGACUUGACGAGGACGAAAUGCGCAAAGGCAAUGGUCCUUACGCCAUUAUUCUGGCACCCACUCGAGAACUGGCGCAACAAAUCGAAUUAGAAGCACGUAAAUUUGCCACGCCCUUGGGAUUCACAGUUGUCUCUAUUGUUGGUGGCCAUUCAAUCGAGGAACAAGCCUACAAUCUACGGAAUGGCGCUGAGAUAAUCAUUGCCACACCAGGCCGUCUUGUCGAUUGUAUUGAUCGGCGUAUCAUUGUUCUCGAACAGUGUUGUUAUGUCAUCAUGGACGAAGCAGAUCGAAUGAUUGAUCUAGGUUUCGAAGACCCCGUCAAUCGAAUCCUCGAUGCACUGCCUGUGGGCAACGAAAAACCAGAUUCGGAGGCCGCUGAAGAUUCUCGUGCUAUGUCACGUCACCUUGGAGGGAAAGACCGAUAUAGACAGACUAUGAUGUACACAGCCACUAUGCCUGUCGCAGUCGAACGCAUAGCACGCAAAUACCUCCGCCGCCCAGCGAUCGUCACAAUAGGCAAUAUUGGUGAAGCCGUCGACACAGUCGAACAACGUGUCGAAUUCGUCGCAGGCGAGGACAAACGCAAGAAACGCCUUGGGGAGAUCCUCUCCUCAGGCGACUUCCGCCCCCCAAUCAUCGUCUUCGUCAACAUCAAACGCAAUUGCGACGCCGUUGCGCGCGACAUCAAACACAUGGGCUUCUCCUCUGUCACACUGCACGGCUCCAAAACUCAAGAGCAGCGAGAAGCCGCUCUCCUCUCCGUGCGCGAAGGCAAAACCGACGUACUUGUCGCUACGGAUCUGGCUGGGCGAGGUAUCGACGUCCCCGACGUCAGCCUGGUCGUCAACUUCAACAUGGCCCACAACAUCGAGUCCUACACCCAUCGUAUCGGUCGAACAGGUCGUGCCGGCAAGAGCGGUGUGGCUCUCACCUUCCUGGGCAAUGAAGACGCCGACGUCAUGUAUGAUCUCAAACAGAUGUUGACCAAGAGCAGUAUCUCCCGUGUCCCUGAGGAAUUGAGGAAGCACGAGGCCGCACAGCAGAAGACCCAGCGUGGUGGAGGUGGUGGCGCCUCCAAGGGGUUUAAUAAAGGUGCUGGUGCUUCGGAUGAGUCUGGCGGCUUUGGCUCCUCGAAGGGCGGUCAUGGCCAUGGUCAUGGUGGGGGAGGAGGAGGUGGUGGUGGUGGUUGGUAG